CCCCUCCCCCUUCCCUUACUCUCUCUCUUUCUCUCUCUCCCCACCCUUCUCCCCCCUUGUAACUUAUCUAGUUACUUCCUCUGCUUUCUUUCUUCUUCCUCCUUCCCGUCUUUUCCUUCUUCUCCCCCCGUAUUCAUAAAGGGCCACACCCCACCUUCUCCCAACCCGCAACCCCCCGGUCGCAUUGCGUCGAUCCCGUUCCAUUCCCCUCGAUUCUUCCAUUGUCCGCGGACCACACCUCACACCAUGGACGGGGACGAUCUCAUCGCCUCGGUCUACCGCAAGAUCGAGCGGGAAAAGGCCCUCAUCACCGCCGCCUCGAAUAUGCGACAGUCGACCGAUAACCCUCUAGUGCAACAGCGAGUCGAUGCGAACAUCCGUGAUGGCCGGAAGAACAUCGCCUACUUGGAGGAGAAGAUGCGGGAGCUGCAGCUCCGUCGCAUGGAGCACGAGGGUGGUGGUUCCCCCACCGAUAAGCGUCUCCCGCCUAAUCCUGAGGCUGGUCCCGUCCCUCCUCAGAAGGAUUAUGCUCCGGGUUAUGGGGGUAACGAGGAAUAUGGCGAUGCUUCCGGAGCCUACCCGCACGGUGGUGCUGGUUCUAUGCCGUCAGGGGCCCCAUAUGCAGACCCGCGACCCUUCGCUCCCGUGCCCAAGGCCCGGCCCAAUUACACAAAGCUUGACCUGAUCAAAUAUGACACUCAAUAUCUCGGUCCCAAGAUCCAGCUCAUGCUGUCGCAGCUCGAAUUCAAGUUGAGUGUGGAGAAGCAGUACAAGGCGGGUAUUGAGAAGAUGGUUCGCUUAUAUCAGGAUGAGGGUGAUCGGAAGAGCCGUGCGGACGCCGAAGGCCGGCGGAUUGAGAGUAACCAGAAGAUUCAGUUGCUGAAGCAGGCCCUUAAGCGAUAUGAAGAUCUCCAUGUCGACAUCGAAUCGACGGAUACUCCCGAUGAUGAGAGUUUAAGCACCCCCAAUUUGCGCAAGCCACUGACUGGUCUGCUAACCCUCCGCAUCCACGCCGUGAAGGACGUCGACCAUGCCGCCAGCUCGAGGUUCUCCAGAGGUCCCGAGACGUUCAUUGUGUUGAAAGUGGAGGAUACCAUCAAGGCUCGGACAAAAGCGACACGCAUCGACAGGUGGCAGGACGAAACGUUCAACAUCGAUAUCGACAAGGCGAACGAGAUUGAGCUCACAGUCUACGAUAAGUCUGGUGACCGACCUACGCCGAUUGGUAUGCUUUGGGUGCGCAUUUCCGACAUCGCUGAAGAGAUGCGUCGUAAGAAGAUCGAGUCUGAGUUCAAUGCAUCGGGUUGGGUGUCUGCGGAUAAGAUGGAGCAUGGAGGUGCGCCGGGACGACCGGACACCGCUGGGGGACCAGGCUCUGCUCACCCAUCAGGGCCCGGGGGCCCUGGUGCGGCGCCGAGUCAAGGCUACGGAGAUGGAAGCGCCGGAGCGCCUGGCGGGAACCAGGUCAUGAUCGAUUCGUGGUUCGCGCUGGAGCCAGUUGGUCGUAUCUACCUGUCAAUGAGUUUCGGUAGGUUUGUUCGAAAGCUGCACCCCGAUUGUACUGACCCAUUUUGUAGCCAAGCAAUUGAAGGACCGCCGGCCAUUCGAUAUCGGUCUCAACCGUCAGGGUGCAGUUCGUCAGAAGAAGGAGGAGGUUCACGAGAAGCAGGGCCACAAGUUCGUCACCCAGCAGUUCUACAACAUCAUGCGUUGCGCCCUCUGCGGCGAUUUCCUCAAGUACGCUGCCGGUAUGCAGUGCGCCGACUGCAAAUACACUUGCCACAAGAAGUGCUACCCGAAGGUUGUCACCAAGUGUAUCAGCAAAGCCAACUACGAGACCGAUCCCGACGAAGAAAAGAUCAACCACCGCAUUCCCCAUCGCUUCGAGGGCUUCUCCAACAUCUCCGCCAACUGGUGCUGUCACUGUGGUUAUCUGCUUCCCUUUGGACGGAAGAACGCCAAGCGAUGUACAGGUAUGCGGUCUUCCAUUAUAAUAUUCUAGGGGUUUGCAAUGACGGAAUAUGCUAACUUUUCGCAGAGUGUGGUCUUACUUGUCACUCGCAUUGUACACAUCUGGUGCCUGAUUUCUGUGGUAUGUCUAUGGAGGCAGCCAACCAAAUCCUGGAGACCCUGAUCCGCACCAAGAACCAUAACAAGACCGCCUCUGUGAGUUCCGGUCUUAGUGGCCGCACCCUGCGGCCCAGCAGCACACCCCAGGGCCCUCAGGACAGUGCGGCUAUGGCCUACCCACAGAAGCCCGUCGAGAGCCCAUACGGAGCACCUCAGCGGCAGCCUUCCGCUGAAGCUGUGAGCGCAGCGACCAACUCGUACAUGCCUCCUCAGUCCCCGACAGCCGCUGCAAGGCAGCAGAUGCCCCCGAGAACGUCGUCGAGUGCGGCUGUGGCUGCUGCUACUGUCGCGACGGGAAUGCCCUCUCCCCAGCAAAUGCCAGGUUCGUUCACGUCUUCAGUUCUCGAACAUUGCUUAGAUAC
Messenger RNA from Aspergillus costaricaensis CBS 115574, 2492 nucleotides. RefSeq names its product HR1-domain-containing protein. The transcript has 3 exons. Bases 247 to 2028 code for a protein of 593 amino acids. The record is from RefSeq and is a predicted model, not a curated record. Lineage: Eukaryota; Fungi; Ascomycota; Eurotiomycetes; Eurotiales; Aspergillaceae. Gene Ontology annotation, molecular function: diacylglycerol-dependent serine/threonine kinase activity. Gene Ontology annotation, biological process: fungal-type cell wall biogenesis; signal transduction.